AUGAAACAAAUCAUCACAGACCCGAAUCAGGUUUUAUCCUAUUAUGACAAAAGCAAGCCAUUAACAUUGCAAGUUGAUGCCUCCAAGUUUGGUCUCGGAGCAACAAUAAUGCAAGACGGGAAGCCACUUGCAUAUGCAUCAAAAUCACUCACACAAACUGAGGUCAAUUACGCACAAAUUGAGAAGGAAAUGUUUGCUAUUUUGUUCGGCUGCAAGCGGUUCCACCAUUUUGUUUAUGGUCACAAAGUCAACGUGCAAACUGAUCAUUUGCCGUUAGUUUCUAUUUUCAAAAAAUCAAUAAACACAGCUCCUGCACGAUUGCAGCGUAUGCUACUACAGCUACAGAAAUAUGAUCUUGACAUCAAACAUUAUCCAUCCAAACAAGUACCAGUUGCAGACACACUGAGCAGGAACUUUCUAAAUGAAACGUUCCCUGAAUUGUCACAAGGCAUGGACAUGCAGGUACACAUGGUUAUGUCUCAUUUACCUGUAUCUGACAGAAAAUUGAAUGAAUUGAAGGACAAAACAAGUCAAGAUGAGACUUUAGUAUUGUUGAAACAGACUAUACUUCAAGGUUGGCCAACCUCUAGAAAAAUGUGUCCGUCCCAGAUAUUGCCCUUCUGGAAUUUCCGUGAUGAGUUAACUUCUAUUGAUGGGUUAGUCAUGAAAGGAAAUAAAAUAAUCAUCCCCAAAUCAAUGCAGUCUCAGAUGCUUGAACUCAUUCACACAGGUCACAUGGGAGUUGAGAAAUGUCUCAGAAGGGCCCGGGAUGUUAUGUUUUGGCCAGGAAUAUCGGCUGAUAUUACCAAUCUCGUGUUAAAAUGCAACACCUGUUUAAAACACAGAAACUCAAACCCAAAAGAGCCAUUAAUUUCCCUUGAGAUUCCUGAUUAUCCAUGGCAAAUUAUAGGCACUGAUCUAUUCACCUGGGAAAACAGGAACUAUCUUCUGAUAGUGGAUUACUAUAGCAGGUAUUUUGAGGUCAAGGAAUUGCCCAAUAUGAAAAGCACUACGGUCAUAAACAGAAUGAAAGGCAUAAUGGCCAGAUGGGGAAUUAGUGAGAAGGUUAUAUCUGAUGGUGGUCCCUGUUAUAUCUCUCAGGAGUUCGCUGAUUUUGCAAAAGAAUGGGAUUUCAAUCACCAGACAAUUAGUCCCUAUCACAGUCAAUCUAACGGUCUAGCUGAGAAAUAUGUGUCAGUUUGUAAGAAACUCCUUACAAAGGCUAAGGACGCUGGGCGUGAACCUUUUAUUGGCAUAUUAGAAUACCGGACCACCCCUCUUGAGUCAGGGUAUUCCCCUGCGCAGUUAAACAUGGGCAGACAAUUGCGCUCUAUCCUCCCAACAUCUAAGGAAAAUCUGAUGCCCAAGGUGAUAUCUCCUAAUUUAGUCAGGCAGGGUAUUCAAGAUAGCAAACAGAAGGGGAAGAAAUAUUAUGACAGACAAGCAAGGUCACUAGAGCCCUUAACAUAUGGAGAAAAUACAAUGAUCCAACAAUUAAAUAAAACUUGGAGACCAGCCACUGUAGUUGACAAGUUAAAUGAAAGAUCAUACACUGUUCAGUGCCCAGAUGGGUCUAUGUACACACGAAAUAGGCGGGAUCUAUUAAAGACCAAUGAGCCCUGCCAUGGUCAAUUUGCAGAGCCAGAAAUACAGGAAAUGCCUUUAGGUCAAACACCUACCCAGACUGACAUCAAAGAUUCGGAAAGCCCUCUAAUUGGCAGUACUUCCUCUCCAUGUAUCAAUCACAAUCUGUACCUGACCAGGUCAGGAAGGGCCGUAAAACCAAAAGUAAUUGAAUCCAUGUGA
Messenger RNA from Mya arenaria, 1806 nucleotides. RefSeq lists its product as uncharacterized. The record is from RefSeq and is a predicted model, not a curated record. NCBI's taxonomy places the organism in Eukaryota, Metazoa, Mollusca, Bivalvia, Myida, Myidae. The transcript has a single exon. Bases 1 to 1806 code for a protein of 601 amino acids. Gene Ontology annotation, biological process: DNA integration. Gene Ontology annotation, molecular function: nucleic acid binding.